AUUUUUAUAAAUUAGAUGACACAAUAAAUUAUUUAUACGUAAUAUACUAUAAUGUAUUUCUCAAGGACGUGGAUAAUCAAUCAGGAGCAAGGAAAGUUGGUAUACGCCGUGAUCAUAUUGUUUUUAAUAGUUAGUUCGGUGUUUUGCGAAGUGGAAGUAAAAAUUACCAAAGGAAUUUUAAAAGGUCAAAUUUUGAAAUCUAGAAAUGAACGACCUUAUUACUCGUUUACUGGUAUACCGUAUGCAAAACCACCUGUUGGAAAACUUCGAUUUGAGGCUCCGGAACCAAUUGAUCCAUGGGAUGGUACAUUAGAUGCCACUAAGCAUUCAAACGCAUGUGUCCAAAAACAUGAAACUAAUAGCAGUGAAGAUUGUCUAUAUUUAAAUGUAUACACGCCAAGUAUAGAUGCUGAUUUUCCCGUGAUGUUUUGGAUUCACGGAGGGGCGUUUUAUUUAGGACAUAGUAGUCCGAAUAUGUUUGGUCCGGAUUAUUUUAUGGAUACAAACGUAGUUUUGGUCUCGAUUAAUUUUAGACUAGGCAUAUUAGGUUUUUUGAGUACCGAAGACGAUGUUAUACCUGGAAACUAUGGAAUGAAAGAUCAAGUUCUGGCAUUACAGUGGGUUCAAGAAAACAUUGAUAAAUUUGGUGGUGAUCCUGGAAAAGUUACUAUUUUUGGCGGAAGCUCUGGUGGAGCCAGUACUGGUUAUCAUAUGUUAUCGCCGAUGAGUAAAGGCCUAUUCCAUAAAGCUAUACUCCAAAGUGGUACUCCAUUAUGUCGUUGGAGUACGUAUCUGCCGGGUGUAGCUCGCGAUCGAAGUAAAAUAAUUUCACGUUUAGCUGGAUGCGAUGGAAACUCAUCUUCUACAAAUAUGUUGAAAUGUCUCAAGGCGUUACCCGAAAGAUUUUUCAGUGAUGUGUAUGAAAAACUUUGGGAAUGGCGAUCGUAUCCAACUGUAUUAUUUUCGCCAGUAGUGGAGCAAUGCAACUCUGGUCGAGAAGCAUUUCUUUGUCGUCAUCAGUUGAACGAGUUCAAACAAGAAUCAUUCGUGCCAGCCAUUAUCGGAUUAAACUCAGCUGAAGGUGGAAUGAUAGUUUCUUCUUUGUACAAUGACACGUCUAUUCAAUAUCCAGAAUUGUAUACAGGUUUUAAUCGCUUGUUAUCGAUCAUACUAUCACAUCAGCAUUUUACAUUGGAUUUGGAUGAAAUUGGUGAAAAUGUAUUUAAGAAAUAUUUUCCAUCUGGAAAAAUUGGAGAUCAUUCACAUUUUAAAACUAUAGAAAUGAUUACCGACGGUCGUUAUCUUCACGGUAUAUUAGACAUGGCUUUCAAACUGGUGUCUCCAGUGUAUUUUUAUUUAUAUGAUUAUCAAAAUGAAUUUUCAUUUAAUACUUUAUAUGGUAAAUGUAAUAAAAAAUUAGGAAUCACACACGGCGACGAGUUGACCAGUUUAUUCAAAUCAGAUACCAUAAAUCCUAGAAAAUUAAAUUUAAGAGACACGGCGGUUUCAAAGCUGAUGGUUGAUGUUUGGACAAAAUUUGCUACAGCAAAAUUACCUACUAUUGAUGGUACAAUAAAUGGCCCAGCUUGGCCUACAUUCCAUUCACAGAGACAAUCAAUACUUCACAUACAUUCAGAUCAUCCAGAUAUUAUACAAAAUCCGUUUGAAGAAAAAUAUAUAUUUUGGAAUAAAUUGCCUCUUCUUUCUAAUUUCAAGAAAGUUAUUUCUAAAAAUAAAUUUUCUUCAUAUCAUAUGAAAAAUGAGUUGUUUUGUCAUUUUUAUUAUCAAUUAAUAAUUACAAUGAAAACAUGUGGUAUUCUUAUGCUACUAGUCGGACUCGUAUUCGGCACGGAUAAUACUUUGAAGUUAAGUCAAGGAAAGAUAAAAGGUAGUGUUUUUAAGUCAAGAAAUGGACGAGAUUUUCAAGCAUUCCAGGGAAUACCUUAUGCCAAACCACCGAUUGGAGACCUUAGAUUACAGGAUCCUGUAGAAGCAAAUUCAUGGAAGGGUAUUUUAGACGCAACCAAAGAAAAACCAAUGUGCAUUCAAAAAAAUUUGUUCAUGUAUCAAUCAUAUAAUACACUUUUGGGUGCUGAGGAUUGUUUAUAUAUUAAUGUAUACACUCCUAAGGUCCAUAAAAAAAAAAAUGACUUGCUUCCGGUAAUGGUUUGGAUCCCAGGUGGAGGUUUCAGCUCAGGACAUGGAGGUAUGAGUUUAUACGGUCCUCAAUAUUUGCUAGACAAGGAUGUCGUUGUUGCUUCUUUCAACUAUAGAGUUGGACCUCUAGGUUUUUUAAGUACCGAAGAUGACAUUUUACCGGGAAAUUAUGGUAUGAAAGACCAAGUUUUAGCAUUGAAGUGGGUCAAAAAUAAUAUUGAAAAGUUUGGCGGAGAUCCGAAUAAAGUAACAAUAUUUGGUGAAAGUGCUGGAUCAGUCAGUGUUGGAUUACAUUUAUUAUCUCCACUGAGCAAAGGAUUAUUUCAUAAAGCAAUACUUGAAAGUGGGACUCCCCUAUGUCGAUGGGGUGUAUCUCCUCCUGGAUGGGCUAAACGUAGAGCCUCAGCUCUAUCUACUAUUUCUGGAUGUCCUGAAGACUCAAAACAGUUGGCUGAAUGUCUGAGGGAUAUGCCUGCAGAAUUAUUAGUAGAUCUUCUCUACAACUUAUUUGAAUGGAAAGUGUUCCCGGCAAUCACUUUCAUGCCUGUUGUUGAAAACUGUGAAAAUAAAACAGGGUUUUUAUGUAAAUAUCCUUUGGUUGACUUUAAACAAGAAACUAAUGUUCCAAUUUUAAUGGGUAUGAACUCCGGAGAAGGUGGUCUUUUUGCUGCUCGAAUCUAUAAUGAAAAAUGUGAAGUCGACCUCGAAUUAAAGAAUAAUUUUAAUCACUAUAUUUCAUCGUUGCUUAUUUAUAAAUAUACGGCAAAGGUGUCUGAUCUUCCCAUAAUUAGUAAAAAAAUAUACAAACGUUACUUUGUUAAAGGCAAUAUGGAUGAUCCUUUAAAUUCUGUUAAAAUGAUUAGCGGUGGAAUUUUUCUAGAUGGAAUAUUUGAUAUGGCAAUCAAACUAUCAUCACCGGUUCAUUAUUAUGUUUAUAAUCAUACAAAUGAGAUGUCAUUUAAUUCAUUUUUUGGACCAUGUCCUAAAAAAUUAGGUGUAACGCACGGUGAUGAAAUGAUAAGCCUAUUCUUUACAAAGGACCAGGCUGAAUUAAAAGGGGAGGAUCUCAAUGUAUCUAAACUUAUGAUCGAUAUAUGGACUAGUUUCGCUAUCACUGAUAAACCCACGAUUGAUGGUACUGACAAUGGAAAAAAAUGGCCGCUGCUGGAUUCCGAAAGUAUGCAAUAUCUGUUGAUUAGUUCAAGUAAACCUAUCAUAUCCACGAAGCCAUUCAUAGAAGAGUACACAUUUUGGAAAAGCUUACCAUUAUCAUCACAAUUUAAGAAGACUGAAGAGGUUUUAAAAACUGAACUUUGAUUUAAAAAACAAUUAAAUGCAAGUUUAUACAUAUAUAAUAUAUUAUAUAUUUUUCUAAUGUGAUAACUCGUUUUAAACUAUUGAUAUAAACUGUAAACUAUGAGGUAAAAAUGUAAAAACACCUAAAUGUUACUAUAAUUAUUAUUUUUUAAUUGAAUUAAACACUAUAAACAAUUUUUA
This is a messenger RNA of Rhopalosiphum padi (bird cherry-oat aphid), 3654 nucleotides long. RefSeq lists its product as uncharacterized. Lineage: Eukaryota; Metazoa; Arthropoda; Insecta; Hemiptera; Aphididae. The transcript is spliced from 17 exons. The record is from RefSeq and is a predicted model, not a curated record. The coding region runs from base 52 to 3474 and encodes 1140 amino acids.